Cicer arietinum (chickpea) is the source of this 1659-nucleotide messenger RNA. The record is from RefSeq and is a predicted model, not a curated record. NCBI's taxonomy places the organism in Eukaryota, Viridiplantae, Streptophyta, Magnoliopsida, Fabales, Fabaceae.
UACCUGCAACAAUAAUGUCAUCAACAUAAACAAUAAGGUGGUAAAUAUGUUAUUAUAUGCCUUAAUAAAUAACAAAUGAUCAAAUGCGGAUUGGCAGUAGCCUACAAAAUGUAAAGCAGAGGAUAGUUUGGCAAACUACUGACGAAUAGACUAUUUUAAAAUAUACAAAGAUUUUAAUAAUUUGCAUACAUGGUUAGGAUUAGAGCUAGAGAUAUCUGGAGGUAAUUGCAUGUAAACUUUUUCAUCUAAAUUAUUAUGUAACAAUGCAUUGUGGACAUCUAGUUGAUGAAUAUGUCAAUUUUGAAAUGAUGCAAUAGAGAGGAGUAAUCUUACCGUAGUGAGUUUUGCAACAGUAGAAUAUGUGUGAAAAUAAUCAAUACCUUCGAUUUGAGCAAAACCCUUAGCUACUAAAUGUGAUUUAUGUUGUUCUAUGGGAUCGUUGACUUUAUACUUUACCUUAUAUAUCUAUUUACAUCCAAUGGGUUUCUUACCAUGUGAAAGAGGUGUUAAAAUUCAAGUAUGAUGGAAAGUACAUGUAUACUAUGUAUGUAGUAUUCAAAUAUCUUGAACUUUUCUAAUAUGUUUAUGGUUUCAUUGUUGAAGGUAUACCUUUAACUUCAUUGAAUCCCAGAUUCGAGUUUUGGGCGACCAUGCUCUUAUGUUAUGAGAUUAUGAACUUGCCUUGUCAAAUUAUCGCCUAACUUCCACAGAUUACAAGAUUGAUAAAGCCUGGAAGCGUUAUGCUGGUGUGCAAGUAAUUUUUUGUUUUCAUUUCCAAAAUAGAGAGAGAGGGCCUUCAUAUAUUUAUUCACGGCCGUUACAUAGGUUUUAUGUCCUGUUUGUUUUCACGGUAGCAUGAUACCAAACGUGUGGCAAAUCCAAAGCUACAAAUUGUAGCUUCUUAAAAAUCAGUGAUUUUGCAUCGGGAAGUGGUGUGAAAGUGUUUUCAAAUAUGCUUAGUUAGAUUAGGAUUUUCUGUAAAGAAGUAGUGGAAGGAUGCUAAAUAAUUUCAAACCUCAACCUUUCUCAUUCUCUGAGAGUGAAGACUGAAAAUGGAAUUUCUGAGAAAACAAUAUAGAGAAUGAGAAUAUGACAGUUGUUUUCCGCAACCCAAUGUAACCUUGGGCAUUAUUCAUUCUUUUCCAUGGAGAUAUAAUUUUUUUUUCCUGUAGUGUUGAACUUGUUUGAGUUCCUUCUUCUUCUUUAGCAGACCAAGUAAAAUAUUGACAGAAAUGAGGACCGUUUGAUGCUUUGCAUUAAUUCUUCCAUAGAUGCUCCAAUUAAGCAUCAAGAUAAUCCUUGGGCUUCACAAAUAUCCGAUACCUCGCCUAAUCAAGAUCUUGAUUGCUUUCUUAACAUUGAUGAUAUCAAUGAGAUCAAAGAUUUAAUGCAAGAUUUAACAUCUAAGCACAUCAUUCCUAACAUGGAGCAAAAAAUUCGCGUGCUUAAUCAACAGGUUUCUGCAACACGAAAAGGUUUUAAAAACCAAAUAAAGAAUUUAUGGUGGAGAAAAGGAAAAGAAGAUGGUGCAGAUUCUCUCAAAUAUUUUGAACUUUUCUAAUAUGUUUAUGGUUUCAUUGUUGAAGGUAUACCUUUAACUUCAUUGAAUCCCAGAUUCGAGUUUUGGGCGACUAUGCUUUCAUGUCAUGAGAUUAUGAA